AUGUCUAAAGUUACUUCUUCUCUUUGCUUGAUAGUGUUCUUCUUCCUCUUGUUAACUUUCACUUAUGCAACAAAACUUGGCCAUGUUUCUUCCCCUAUCAUCUCAACCAAUACUCCAUAUCAGGUUUUGGAAGAUGAAAAGGUCAACAUAGAAGAAAAUUGUGAAGGUAUUAAUGAAGAUGAUUGUUUGAUGAGAAGAACACUUGUAGCUCAUACAGAUUAUAUCUAUACACAGAAGCAAAAACCAUAG
Messenger RNA from Lathyrus sativus (Indian pea), 249 nucleotides. NCBI's taxonomy places the organism in Eukaryota, Viridiplantae, Streptophyta, Magnoliopsida, Fabales, Fabaceae. The record is from the annotation of a GenBank genome assembly.